Sus scrofa (pig) is the source of this 2820-nucleotide messenger RNA. It is a transcript of the gene IRX2, whose product is annotated as iroquois homeobox 2. Gene Ontology annotation, molecular function: RNA polymerase II cis-regulatory region sequence-specific DNA binding; DNA-binding transcription factor activity, RNA polymerase II-specific. The record is from RefSeq and is a predicted model, not a curated record. Gene Ontology annotation, cellular component: nucleus. Gene Ontology annotation, biological process: cell development; neuron differentiation; regulation of transcription by RNA polymerase II. NCBI's taxonomy places the organism in Eukaryota, Metazoa, Chordata, Mammalia, Artiodactyla, Suidae.
CCCCGCGCCCGCCGCCGCGCCGCGCCCCGGCCGGGCGUGGAUGGAGGGCGCCGCGCGCCCUGCCCGCUGCUCGGCGUGACGCGGGCCCCGCGCCCCGCGCCCACCAUGUCCUACCCGCAGGGCUACCUGUACCAGGCGCCCGGCUCGCUGGCGCUCUACUCGUGCCCGGCGUACGGCGCUUCGGCACUGGCGGCGCCGCGCAGCGAGGAGCUGGCGCGCUCGGCGUCGGGCUCGGCGUUCAGCCCUUACCCGGGCUCCGCGGCCUUCACCGCGCAGGCGGCCACGGGCUUCGGGAGCCCGCUGCAGUACUCGGCCGACGCCGCCGCCGCCGCCGCCGGCUUCCCGUCCUACAUGGGCGCGCCGUACGACGCACACACCACCGGGAUGUCUGGCGCCAUCAGCUACCACCCUUACGGCAGCGCGGCCUACCCGUACCAGCUCAACGACCCAGCCUACCGCAAGAACGCCACGCGGGACGCCACGGCCACGCUCAAGGCCUGGCUCAACGAGCACCGCAAGAACCCCUACCCCACCAAGGGCGAGAAGAUCAUGCUGGCCAUCAUCACCAAGAUGACCCUCACGCAGGUGUCCACCUGGUUCGCCAACGCGCGCCGGCGCCUCAAGAAGGAGAACAAGAUGACGUGGGCCCCCAGGAACAAAAGCGAGGACGAGGACGAGGACGAGGGCGACGCGGCCAGGGGCAAGGAGGAGAGUCCCGACAAGGCGCAGGAGGGCACCGAGACGUCGGCGGAGGACGAAGGGAUCAGUCUGCACGUCGACUCGCUCACGGAUCACUCGUGCUCCGCCGAGUCGGACGGGGAGAAGCUGCCGUGCCGCGCCGGGGACCCCCUGUGCGAGUCGGGCUCCGAGUGCAAGGAUAAGUACGACGACCUGGAGGACGACGAGGACGACGACGACGAGGGCGAGCGGGACCUGGCGCCGCCCAAGCCCGUGACCUCGUCGCCGCUCACCGGCGUGGAGGCGCCGCUGCUGAGCCCCCCGCCCGAAGCCGCGCCCCGCGGCGGCGGCGGCGGCAAGACGCCCCUGGGCAGCCGGACGUCACCGGGCGCGCCGCAACCCGCCAGCAAGCCCAAGCUGUGGUCUCUGGCCGAGAUCGCCACGUCGGACCUCAAGCAGCCGAGCCUGGGCCCGGGCUGCGCGCCGCCGGGGCUGCCCGCGGCCGCCGCGCCCGCCUCGUCCGGGGCGCCGCCGGGCGGCUCGCCCUACCCCGCGUCGCCGCUGCUCGGCCGCCAUCUCUACUACACGUCGCCCUUCUACGGCAACUACACAAACUACGGGAACUUGAACGCCGCGCUGCAGGGCCAGGGCCUCCUGCGCUACAACUCGGCGGCCGGGGCCCCCGGAGAGGCGCUGCACGCCGCGCCCAAGGCCGCCAGCGACGCGGGCAAGGCGGGCGCGCACCCGCUGGAGGCGCACUACCGGCCCCCGGGCGGCGGCUACGAGCCCAAGAAAGAUGCCAGUGAGGGCUGCACCAUGGUUGGUGGGGGCGUCCAGCCCUACCUAUAGAAGGGCCGCAUGCAGAAUGCAAGUAAGUGGGCUCCCUGGGGUCCCCCCUCUUGGGGAGCUCCUGGACCAAUUGCUCUGGAAACGUGCUUAAUGUCUAUUUCUUGCUUCUUGUCACGGGGUCUGGGGACGGGGCAUUGCAGUCUUCCCUGGUUUUUAUCUCUUAAGAGGAGAGUGGCCCGGGCUUAGAGAGCCUCUCUUUUUCACUCAAGAUCUGCUUUAAAGAAUCACUCCUUUAACUGGAAUGUAUUUAUUGCACCCCUGCAGUUGUUUUCUCUUUGGAAAAAUAGAUGAUUAACUUCGUGUUUGUAUGCAAUUUAACCCCCCCUUUUUAAAACUACACGAGACACUUAGUAGACCCUUGCUUUGGUGAGCUUGAGCUCCCGAAACUUGGGGGAGCAAAGCCCUUUAUGGAUGAUGUUGCAGAGCCAGCCUGGGGAGACACAGAAGCACUGGCCUUUGAUCAGGUCACCCCUGUGCCCACAUGGGCUAAGCAGGACCAGGCAGUUUGCCUGGCCGACAGCACGAUUUCAAAAAAAAUAAAAAAUUGUACUUUACACGUAGGCAAAACUAUUGCUCACAGCUCUUGAGGAUGUGGAAGGGGCGAACGCAUUUCAGGCGGACUCUGUAUAAUGAGAUGGUGUUGCUGGGGGACUGGAGGAUUUGGGAUGACUUGGUUUUUUCCUUGGUCCACAGGUAGGUGUCACAAUUGCUUUGGAAAAAAAAAAGUCAGCAGGCCAUUCUUUCUUCCCAAGUUCGUACAUAUACAGAUAUAAAAAAAUCAGUCUCAAUCCAGACCGCAGCUUGUGCCCAAGUAAAAGAAGGAUCCACAGGGCACUGCCAACCCACAGACUCUAUGGGAACAGACUUUUGUUGGACAUACGUGAAUUUGUUGGCAUAGAAUAGCUUCCCCGAUGUAUGUGUGACUUUUGAAAACAAUCUUUUUUCUCAGGAUAUCUUGAAUUGAUCACUUCAUUGCCACGGUAUAUAUUCUAUAGGUGUGAUAGGACUUACUGUAAAAUUUAUUUGUAAAAGAUGUACACAGUAGAAAUAAAAUGUGAUUAUAGAACUUGAGUACUUAAGAAGUGGAGACAAAUUUGAUAUUUAUUUUUAUAAUGAUAUAAAGCUUCUAGUAAUUUAUGCAAGUUGUAUUGCAAUGGAAUCUAAACUUUUUUGUAAAUAAAUUCUGCCUGGUUUUUAUUUGAACAUCGCUGGUUAUACAAUCUUUGUUGGUUGUUUAACAACAAUUCUUUACUAAUUUAUAUCUUAAAUUGUAAAUAAAAGCAAACUAGUCUA